Molecule: messenger RNA, 2001 nt
Organism: Acanthocheilonema viteae
Lineage: Eukaryota; Metazoa; Nematoda; Chromadorea; Rhabditida; Onchocercidae
Source: the annotation of a GenBank genome assembly
AUGGCAGUAGAAAACAAAAAUGAUGGUAGAAUGAUGUUCAUUGCCAUAUUUAUUGCUUCCCGUUUACUGAUUUCUACCCACUGCUUUACUGCACUAAAACACAAUUCUCUUGGGGAUAUCCUUAGUGACGACUCAAUCAAUUUGAAAGAAUCGUCUAGUGGAAGAGAAAUGAAACUUCCAGCGAAACCAGUUUUUUUAAAGAAGCAUGGCAUCGAAGGUCUUAAUUAUAAUCUAGACAAUAAAUCCCGUCCCUUCAUUUACUGUGAUUUUUAUGAUAUUAGUUCAUGUGAUCCCAUGGAACGGAAUUGCCCGACUACGAAAAUGUGUUAUGCUUCAGUAAACAAUCAUCGCUUAGGCUGUAUGGCUGCUUUGGUAAAUAAUUCUUUAACACGGCAGGUAACUUUAAAAGGCUGCUGGAUGCAUGAUGGUAAUUUGGGUAACUGCGAUAAUAGCCAAUGUAUUGCUGACGAACGACCAACUGGACAUGGUAAUGCUGCUUUGUUCUGCUGUUGCAACACACACUAUUGUAAUCGACGUGUGCAAUUUCCUCCACAGCGCAUAGCCACUCCACCCCCAACUACGGUAGAGCCAACAGAAGUGGAAAAUUCAGGAUUCUUUGGUGCAGGAGGCAGAAUGUUCGCUAUUGUUAUUCUUGGCUUCUUUUCUCUUUGUGCACUGACUUUGUUUUGCUAUUAUAGUUAUCGAGAAUACCGAAACAGUCGACAUUAUAAAGACAAGGCUAGCGAUGCAUUUUCGAUGCCCAUCGUUGGUGAUGCGAAAUUACCUUUGAUUGGAGCCAGAAAAGAUGAUAAUCUAAAGAAUAUCACCAAUCUUGAAUUAGUGGCUCGUGGUCGAUUUGGUCAAGUAUUUCGUGGUAUGUUAGACAGUGAAACUGUCGCAGUAAAAGUUUUUCCAUCUGUUGACGUCAAUAGUUGGAUUGUUGAACAGGAUAUUUAUGCAAUAGCUUCUCUUCGAAGACAUAAAAAUAUACUACGAUAUUUGGGCGCGGAAGUUCAUGGAAAUGAUUUCUGGUUAAUUACAGAAUUCCAUGACAACGGUUCACUGUUCGAUUUUCUUCAUUUUCACGUCUUAACUUUGCAAGAAUCGUUGAAAGUAAUAGCUUCAAUGCUGAGAGGGUUAUCUUUCCUUCACGAAGAAAAAAUGAUCGACGGCGAGCUAAAACCUUGUGUUGUGCACCGGCAAGUGUAUCUUCAUUCACAUCAUAAGGAUUUCAAAUCGCGAAAUGUACUUUUGAGGCUUGAUUUAACUUCUGUAAUCGCUGAUUUUGGUCUAGCGUUGAAAUGUGAAAACGGUCAAAUGCCAUCAGAUGACAACCAUGGACAGGUGGGAACGCGACGUUACAUGUCACCUGAAGUGUUGGAAGGUGCUACCGAAUUUACAGCCUUUGCUUUCCGUCAAAUUGAUGUAUAUGCUGCUGCUUUGGUUUUAUGGGAGAUUCUUUCGCGAACAUCAGUGGAUAAAGAUGACUUAGUGGGAGAAUACGAAAGACCCUAUGAAGCGGAAGCUGGAAUGCAGCCAACAUUGCAUGAUAUGAGACGAGUUGUUGCUGUGGAGAAAAAACGACCAAGUAUUCGGGCUGCAGUUAUGGAACAUAAUAUUGGUGGUGUUUUAUGGAAGACAGCUGAAGAUAUGUGGGAUAUGGAACCGGAUGGCCGUAUAACUUCUGGCUGUGCUUAUGAACGUGCCAAUACAUUAUUCAUGUCUUAUGCUGCUGAUCUAAAAUUUGAGAGUGCUGUGCAACCAAAAAAUUCUCCAAAUGAUCCACUAUCCCCAUAUCCACAAGAUUGUGGAGUGGUACCAGCAGCACUGCUCAUCAAAGAUGGUUCUUUGGGUUCUAAUGGAUUCCAUGCUUCAAUGGAUGAAUAUGCACAAGCCUAUUCAGCACCUCCAAAUGUUCGAUACCUUUCAACUGUCGAUACAGAAAAAGUAAAUCAAGAUAAUAUAAUUCCCUUAUCAAAUCAAGAUCCUACACUCUCAUGA